AUGGACUCCAAAAUGCUCGUCCCGCGUGUCCACAUCCAGAAUUUCUCUGAGGCGAGCGCUGUCGAGCCGCAUUGGGGUUACGCAGAUCGCCUUGUACCUUGCACCAACGACCCUGGUUCUUGCGAAUACCUCGACGUUGUCUAUCGCAGCCAUGACAUUGGCAUGUAUUACACCGGAAUCAUAUGGGCGACCAUUGGCGCGAUCCUCUUGGUGUGGGGCGUCGGCCGACACUUCGCGCACUCGCAGCCAUCAGGCGUGCAAUUACCAGCAGAAGCAGGAGAAGGAAUACCACAAAGACGCAGCGCAUUCGAGCGACUCCAACGAGCGAUUCCAUCAUACGCACGGCAAUAUCUCCUGCCCGACGCUGCCCGACCGAUCUUUGGACGUGUGACACGCACACAGGUCCUCACUCUGGUAGUCUUGACUGGUUACCUCACUCUUUUCUCGUUCAUUGGCAUCGUUUACAAGAAAUGGAUUACGCCUGUCAAGAAGAUGCCCGGCGUCUACAACACACGUACCAGUCUCGGACCGUGGUCAGACCGUAUUGGUGUCAUCGCAUAUGCUCUUACACCUCUCUCCGUCAUGCUUUCGACUCGCGAGUCUAUUCUGUCGCUGGUAACUGGUUUGCCGUAUCAGAGUUUCAACUUCCUCCAUCGUUGGCUCGGAUAUAUCAUUUUCGCCCAAUCAGCUCUUCAUACCAUUGGCUGGUGUGUCAUUGAGCUUCGCCUGUACCAGCCCCAACCAACUGUCGGUGCGGAGUGGAUCGUCCAAGAGUACAUGAUCUGGGGACUAGUGGCGAUGAUCCUCUUGACUAUUCUUGUCCUGCUUUCUACCCCAUGGGCCAUCCGAAUCACGGGCUACGAAUUCUUCCGCAAGGCUCACUACGUUCUCGCCAUGGUGUACAUAGGCGCCUGCUGGGGCCACUGGGAGCAACUGAAGGUCUUCCUUCUACCAGGACUUCUCGUUUGGGGCAUCGAUCGCGCCAUCAGGCUUGCUAGGACAGCUCUGCUCCACUACAACUUUUUGCCAUCCGGACACAUGGGUUUCCGUGCUGCUUCCGCGAACAUUGCGCUUUUCAAGGACGAUGUUAAUGGCGAUGUAGUUCGUUUAGAUUUUGACCACCCUCAGGAUGCCUGGGCUGUCGGCCAGCACUUCUACCUCACGUUCCCCGAAAGCUCUAUCUGGCAAUCUCAUCCAUUCACCCCAAUCAGCCGUCCGGUUUUCGGUGCUGACGCUCAGAGGCAUUCUUAUAUCUUCCGCGCCCGUGGCGGUGAAACAAAAAAGAUCGCAGACCUUUCUAUGAAGCGCAUUGCCAAUAUGGCGAGCCACCAAGAGUCUCAUGAGAGCUUGAUGGCUGAUGCUCGUCUCAACGUAGUCAUGACUGGACCCUACGGCGAGCGUACCAUGCGUGGCCUCGCUUCCAGCUCCAACAUUCUGUGUAUUGCUGGUGGUACUGGUAUCGCAUACGUUCUUCCCGUGCUACUCGACCUCGCUUCAAGCUCACAGUCGCCUGAUCGCCACAUGACACUCAUCUGGAGUAUACGCCGAAGAAGCGAUAUUGACUGGGUUGGCCCUGAACUCUCUACCCUCAAGCGAAAAUGCCGAAACCUGCGAACUGGUAUUCAUAUUUACGUUACCCGCGCCGCGGAAGAAGCCAACCUUGAUCUUACUGUUUCAGAGAAGGCAGCGCCCAACGAAUGCUCCAAGGAGAUCAACCCUGCCUCAAGCUCCGACUCUUCGUCUGCUGAUGCAUCUUCUGCCUUGUCUGUUCACGGUGUGUCAAAGUCGGAACUGGGUCUUAACCACAUCCAGGCCAGGCCUGACCUUGACGCUCUCGUGACAGACUUUGUUGCUGGCACCGUACGAGGAGGCACUGAAGUAUUUGCUUCAGGACCUGGUGGAAUGAUUAGCGAUCUUAGGCGGAUAGUUGCAAAGACCAACAAGGGUGGCGAAGUAUGGAAGGGAGAUGACCGGUGGGACGUAAGAUUGACGUGCGACGACCGUUUAGAGUGGUAG
Messenger RNA from Alternaria burnsii, 2016 nucleotides. RefSeq names its product ferric reductase. Lineage: Eukaryota; Fungi; Ascomycota; Dothideomycetes; Pleosporales; Pleosporaceae. The transcript has a single exon. Gene Ontology annotation, cellular component: plasma membrane. Gene Ontology annotation, biological process: copper ion import; intracellular iron ion homeostasis; iron ion transport. The coding region runs from base 1 to 2016 and encodes 671 amino acids. The record is from RefSeq and is a predicted model, not a curated record. Gene Ontology annotation, molecular function: ferric-chelate reductase activity.